AUGCGUGAACAAGCUAAUGUCAAAUGUGAUGCGAACAUUAAGCAAGAAAUAGCUGUAUAUCUGAACAGAGUGAAUUCAUAUGUCCAAUCUUUUCAAACAAUGGGUGAUCUCUGUAGGAAUUCCAGUGAUGGAAAUGAAAAGAAAAUAUGCAUGCACAUCACUGUCAACGCGUCGUCUAAUCAACGACGGUACAAUGAUGCCACAAGUACAGAUGUUGCAGCAAUCUUUAGAUGCGUAGAUGGAGUACCUCCUGGGGAACGAAACCUGGUGGUGAUGUCAAAGUCAGGUGGCAUUCGCACAGUUUCUGCUUUAGACUCAUCGUUAGACCCAUUGGCUUAUACGCUACUGUUUCCCCAUGGUGAUCCUGGAUGGCAUAUUAAUAUUUCGCACACUGUUACAAAUAAUCAACGAAACAAAACAACAAUGAGACAGUAUGCUGCCUAUCGUCUUUCCAUCAGAGAAACUUUCAGUUUAUUGCAUCGUUCACAAAAACUGUAUCUUCAGUGGGUUGUGGAUAUGUAUGUUCGAAUUGAAGGCACACGCUUAAAUUUUAUCAGGCACAAUCAAAGUAAUUUGCGUGCAGAUAUGUAUUUAAAUGUAGCUGAUUACAUACACCAGCGUGCAGCUGAAAACAAUUUGAGAGUUGGGCGUCAAGUCAUUCUUCCCUCUUCUUUCAUCGGUUCUCCCCUUUAUAUGCAUCAAAACUAUUUAGAUGCAAUGUCCAUUGUUCAAAGGUUUGGCAAACCUUCCCUAUUCUUAACAAUGACAUGCAAUCCACGUUGGCCAGAGAUCAGUGAAAACUUAGCGCCACGGGAAUCCUCUCAUUAUCGACCAGAUAUUGUUGUGCGUGUAUUUCAUUGUAAGUUGAAAGAACUUCUGGCCUGCAUAGUAAAAAAACAAGUGUUUGGUAAAAUUGCUGCUUUGAUAUACACAAUCGAAUUUCGAAAACGUGGUCUGCCACAUGCCCACAUGUUAUUAACUCUUGAUGACCAUGAUAAAAUCAGAAGUGUGGCUGAUAUUGACAAAUUUGUUUCUGCUGAAAUUCCAGGCAAAAAUACUCAUCAUAAACUUUAUGAAAAAGUUGGGAAUUACAUGACUCAUGGUCCAUGUGGUGUACUUAAUCCUCAUUCUGUAUGCAUGGAGAAGGGAAAGUGCAAAAAAAAAACUUUCCAAAAGACUUUAAUGAAGCAACAAAUGAUAAUGUCAAUGGGUAUGCACUUUACAAGCGGCGAGAUGAUAGUCGAACUGUUGAGGUACGAGGCCACACUGUAG
This is a messenger RNA of Parasteatoda tepidariorum (common house spider), 1272 nucleotides long. The record is from RefSeq and is a predicted model, not a curated record. NCBI's taxonomy places the organism in Eukaryota, Metazoa, Arthropoda, Arachnida, Araneae, Theridiidae.